AUGGCAUGGUGUAGAUCACGUGCCUCCCGCUUUACUCACACUUUUCGAAUUCAUCACUACUGUACACCACCACCAAAUUUUUCAGUUUCUCAGAAACUCAUAAAUUAACCAAACAAAGUUCAAAAAUGGCGGAUUCACAACUACAAGAAGAUCCGCUCAAACACUACACCGGACUCUCUCUAUUUCCACGAACAUUAUCGUCUCUCUCCCUUCCCGAUGCUCCGACUGAUCCUCUCUCACUCCACAAUUUCCUCAAAUCUCUGCCUGUUAGAAAUCCUGAUAAGCUUAUAAAGGCGGCGGAAAGUAUUUUAGAUAGCACUGCGGAACUACCAAACCCUAGGAUGACUAAUAAUGUAGCGGUUUUACAUGAUGUUGGUGAAGUUGUUAAUUAUCCGCGUGGUCAAAGGCCUGGAUUAGAUCGGAAGCGUCGGCGGUUUUCUUUGAUUCAUGAUAAAAGAGAGCCUGUGGUGAAUUUGGAGCCAGCAUUGGAUUUCGAUAAAUUGAAAGAUCCGGAGGAAUUUUUCUUAGCUUGUGAAAGGCGCGAAAAUGCUAAAAAGGAAAUAGCCAAACAGACGGGCGGUUCUUAUACUGAUUCUGAUCAGUACAAUGUUUUCAAUGUUCCAUUAUCCCAACGACCCGGAAUUCAAGGGAGAUCUAGGACAUCAAAAUAUAAACAUCUGUAUCCAACCAUGUCUUCCCAAGAGAACUCUGGAGUGGAUACUGUGUCUAAUAGUGGCUCACAUCAAAUGGCAUACACUGCAGCUCAACAAAUGCAGCCAGAUAAUGUGGCAUUAGAGGAAAUGGAGCCAACAGAUGAUGUAUCACAACAAACAGAAUCAGCAAAUGAUGCAUCAGAAGAUAUUGAACCAGCUAGUUCAGUAGAUAAGGUUGAGAACCAGGUCAGUAAACUUCUGGAUGAUUUUCUUGCUUCUGAAGAGCUAGACGAUGGUGCACUCAAUCUAUUGCAAGGCACAUUGCAGUUCAAACCCUAUCAUAUAGAGCAGCUAAACCUUCCUGAGCUACCGGAUUUUCAAAGGACUGACUUUAAGGCUUCUGGAGUAAACUUGUCAAAGUCGAGGAAUGUAUUAUCUGACAUAAACAAUUUAUUGAAGGAGACACGGAGUAAAACUCCAGUGAAGCUGAAGAGUGUAGACAGUUCUGUUCAUAUUGUUGGCUCACCUACACCUCCAAGAAAUCCUUAUGCUUCUCUAUCGGCAUUGCAACGGAAAUACUUUAAGUCAAAUCCAUCAAAUGAUCCAUUUUCCGCUGAUUAUAUUGACCAAAUUUUAGAAAAAAAUGCAUCUCAUGUUCAAAAUAUUGAUAAAUAUUCUGAUCCAGUUGAUGCGGGAAAGACAUUGUGUGAAUCUGGUGACUUUAACUCUCAAUUAAAUGAAGAAAAUGAUGGUGCGGUUUGUAAUAUGGGUCUACCUAAGGUGACAAUUAGUGACUUUACCAGUGUAUUUAAGGAAGAUGUGAAUGUCAACUUAACAAGUCCUGGAAGCAGUGGUGAGAUUGAAACUUUGGAAUCUGACUCGGUGUUAAACAGUAAUAAUUUCAGUAUAUGUAAUGAAGUCAUAAAUGAGAAGUUGUGUCAGGCCGGUGUUCGAAUUGACAUACAGACAAAGGGAGCUAGUGAGUUGGAGAAAAUGGUAGAAGAAGAUGCGUUGCCGGAAGCUGUGCCCGUGCAGUCUGAUCAGGGAACAGAUGUGUUUUCAGUGGAAGCAUCAAACACCAUGCAAAAUAAGAUUGGUAUCAGUCAAUCAAAUCUUACCGCCGAUGAAACACCAGCAGCAGAUGAAUGCCCUGAAAUUCAAAACGAUGCUGCAAAAAGAGCCGAGGAGAGUGGUUUCGAACAAGAUAAUGUGGUGGAAGAUGUGCUGCAGGAAGCUGUGCAGCCUGAUUGGGAAACAACCGAGAUUCCAGUGGAAGCAUCAAACAGCAUGCCAAAUAAGCUUGGUCAAUCAAAUCCUCCUGCCAAUGAUAAACAAGCAGCAGUUGAAUGCCCUGAAAUGCAAAAUGGUGCUCUAGAAAGAGUUGAGGAGACAGCUUUGGAACAACAUAAUGAGGGAAAUCAGGAAUCAUCUGUUUUGCCAAUGAAUGAGCAAAGCAAAGCAAAGUUACAUUCCGGCAGAAAACGCAAGAGGAAAAAUCAGGAACCAUCUGUUAUGCCAAUGAAUGGGCAAAGCAAAGCAAAGUUACAUUCCUACAGAGAACACAAGAGGAAAGCUUCUGCUAGGAGGCAAAGCCUUGCAGAUUGUGGUAUGUCAUGGGACAAUGGGUUAAGACGAAGCACCAGGAUCAAGUCAAGACCUUUGGAGUUCUGGAAAGGGGAAAGAUUUUUAUAUGGCCGCAUUCAUGGAAGUUUGGCUACAGUUAUCGGGAUAAAGUAUGCAUCUCCAGGAAAAGACAACGGGGAAUUGAAAGUUAAAUCAUUCGUCUCUGAUGAAUACAAGAAUCUGGUUGAAGAUGCUGGCCUGUACUGAGAUUAUGACUAUAGUGUUUAUAGACCAAGCCAACAACACCACCCAUGAGGUCACUUGUUUUUCCUAUUUCAUGAACUCCUUCACUUUGGAUGUUCAUGGUCUUGUUUAUAAUGACCGGUUCCUACACAUCUUGUGUAUUAUUCAUUACUCCAAAAUUAGGAUCAGUUUUAGUUGUUGUCCGGAAGUUCAAAGGAGUUGUUCGGCAUCAUACUGCCGCAUCCGGCGUGUUGCUAAAGGUUUGAAUUCUUGUAUUAGUUUUACAUGUUGUGAGAUGAGUUUUAUUAUGAA
Molecule: messenger RNA, 2771 nt
Organism: Mercurialis annua (annual mercury)
Lineage: Eukaryota; Viridiplantae; Streptophyta; Magnoliopsida; Malpighiales; Euphorbiaceae
Product: centromere protein C
Exons: 13
Coding region: 126-2483 (785 amino acids)
Biological process (GO): kinetochore assembly; spindle attachment to meiosis I kinetochore; attachment of mitotic spindle microtubules to kinetochore
Cellular component (GO): kinetochore
Molecular function (GO): centromeric DNA binding
Source: RefSeq, a predicted model, not a curated record